Molecule: messenger RNA, 4549 nt
Organism: Nematolebias whitei (Rio pearlfish)
Lineage: Eukaryota; Metazoa; Chordata; Actinopteri; Cyprinodontiformes; Rivulidae
Gene: klc2
Product: kinesin light chain 2
Exons: 13
Coding region: 1-1899 (632 amino acids)
Biological process (GO): microtubule-based movement
Cellular component (GO): kinesin complex; membrane-bounded organelle; cytoplasm
Molecular function (GO): kinesin binding
Source: RefSeq, a predicted model, not a curated record
AUGUCCACCAUGGUGUAUCCACGUGAAGAAGCCCUGGAGCGACUGAGCCAGGAUGAGAUUGUCUUGAACACCAAGGCUGUCAUGCAGGGUCUGGAGACUCUGCGUGGCGAGCACGCCCAGCUCCUCAACUCCCUACUGGACUGCACCCAGGCGCCCAUCACCCAGGAGAAGUCCGGCCUGCUCCGGAAGAACCUGGAAGACAUCGAGCUGGGCCUGGGAGAGGCACAGGUGAUCAUCGCUCUGUCGAGCCACCUGAGCGCCGUGGAGUCCGAGAAGCAGAAGCUGCGUGCUCAGGUGCGUCGCCUCUGCCAGGAGAACCAGUGGCUGCGGGACGAGCUGGCGGGCACGCAGCACAAGCUGCAGCGUAGCGAGCAGAACGUCGCCCAGCUGGAGGAGGAGAAGAAGCACCUGGAGUUCAUGAACCAAAUCAAGAAGUUAGACGACGACGUCUCUCCGUCCGAGGAGAAGAAUCAGAACUCAGGAGGAGGCGGUGGCAGUGGGACCGGAGGAGGGGACUCUUCAAAGGACAGUCUGGAUGAUCUGUUCCCCAACGAUGACGAUCAGGGACCAGCCCAGCCCAGUGGAGAGGUGGCGGCCCAGCAGGGGGGCUACGAGAUCCCGGCUCGCCUCAGGACGCUGCAUAAUCUGGUGAUCCAGUACGCUUCCCAGGGGAGGUAUGAGGUCGCCGUGCCGCUGUGCAAACAAGCCUUGGAGGAUCUGGAAAAGACGUCCGGACACGACCAUCCUGAUGUGGCCACCAUGCUCAACAUCUUGGCCUUGGUGUAUAGAGACCAAAACAAAUAUAAAGAAGCUGCUCACCUUCUGAACGAUGCCCUGGCCAUCAGAGAGAAGACUCUGGGGAAGGACCACCCGGCUGUGGCGGCGACCCUCAACAACCUGGCCGUGCUGUACGGCAAGAGGGGCAAAUACAAGGAGGCUGAGCCCCUCUGCAAGAGGGCUCUGGAGAUCCGAGAGAAGGUGCUGGGGAAGUACCACCCAGACGUAGCCAAGCAGCUGAACAACCUGGCCCUGCUGUGCCAGAACCAGGGCAAGUACGACGAGGUGGAGUACUACUACAGACGGGCCCUGGAGAUCUACGAGUCUAAACUGGGAGCCGACGACCCAAACGUAGCCAAGACCAAAAAUAAUCUGGCCACAUGCUACCUGAAGCAAGGCAAGUUCAAAGAUGCUGAGGUUCUGUACAAAGAGAUCCUCACCAGGGCGCACGAGAAGGAGUUUGGAUCAGUCAACAAUGACAACAAGCCGAUCUGGAUGCACGCAGAGGAGAGGGAAGAGAGCAAGAGCAAACGCAAGGACUCUGUUUCGUACGUGGAGUAUGGCAGCUGGUAUAAGGCCUGUAAAGUGGACAGUCCAACUGUGAACACCACCCUGAAAAGCCUGGGAGCGUUGUACCGUCGUCAGGGCAAACUGGAGGCAGCAGAAACUCUGGAGGAGUGUGCCAGCAAGACGCGUAAACAGGGUAUCGAUGCCAUUAACCAGAGUAAGGUGGUGGAGCUGCUGAAAGACGGAGCAGCUGGAGGCGGAGACAGGCGACACAGCAGGGAGGGGGCCAACGGAUCGGGGGGACAGCGAGGAGAGAGGGAGGGCGACGACUCCGCUGAGUGGAACGGGGACGGUAAUGGCUCCCUGCGUCGCAGCGGCUCCUUUGGGAAGAUUCGUGAAGCUCUGAGGAGGAGCAGUGAGAUGCUGGUGAAGAAACUGCAGGGCAGCGGACCUCAAGAACCUCGUAACCCGGGAAUGAAGCGAGCUAGCUCCCUGAACUUCCUCAACAAGAGCAACGAGGAAACCACGCAGGAUGCUAACUCCGGCCUCUCAGACAGCAGAGGACUCAGUGCCAGCAACGUGGACCUGACCAGACGCAGCUCCCUGAUUGGCUAAACCAAAUCUAGGAGGUGUGGUGUCAGAGGUCCAACCAGGAGCAGCUGUGUGCAUCUGGGUUUGAUCAAAACACUCCUGCAGCAUCUUUCUUCUUCUUCUUCUUCUUUUAAGAACAUUAAAACAAAAGGCAUCACCACACUUGAAGUCACAAUCGCUGCUGCUUCGCUGUACAAACCGCCGCCAUCCUUCAGUGACGUGCAGACGCCUUCACAAGCAUGUCGCUUACUGGAAAAGUGGAAUGUCUGCACCUGAAUGCCUCGUGCUUUUGGCUCGCAGGAAGUGGUGCGUUCACAUGCAGACGCUUGACUUUCAAAAGGUUUAAUUUAACGCGCUCCGUGUUUGGCUUCGGCGAGACGCGUCACACGUUUUUCCACAGGUAGCAUGAAGUCGAUCCACCGGGGGCAGACAUUAAACACGGUCCGAUCCGUUUGAGAACAAUCACCAUUUCAACCUCACUCUCUGCCUUCUCUUUUUUUAUGUAUAUAUCAUUUUAAAUUAUUUGACAUUUCAGUUUUUGUAUAUAGCACAUUUAUUUUUGUUUCCGCUGGGUUUAAGUUGGUCCGAGCUGGAAAAAUAAAACACUAUUUAUGAGAAAGGAGGAGACUGGACAUGAAAGAGGGACUGAAACGUGUAUAAGGUUUAUUUGAGGAAUGAAAACGUCAAAAAAAUCUAGAUAAAAUGUUUGACGCUGGAAUCCACAGGUGAUUUUUCAGAGUUUCAGUCGAAUGACGGGAGGCGUUUGUUUUCCAGAUGAAUGAUCUCAUCAGCUCGUUGAGUUCUGCAGAAGAAGUUGUAAAAAAUGAGCUGCUCUCCUGAGAAAAACACCGUACGAGACCUGUUUUAUCAAACUUCACCACCUCAGGUCUAAACAAGAUAUUUUAAAAGCUGUUUUACAAUCAAUCAAACAGGAAGUGCAACAUAAUCACCAAACCAUUUUUUAAUUAUUACUUGAAGCAGCUGCAGAGCGUCGGCUGCAGUUACGUUUACUCAUUCAAUCAGAGCUCUUUGUAUUUUUUUUAUAUAUAUUUUCUGCGUAUGUGUAUCAUUUUUGCACAAAACAAUCCUCGGUGUCAUGUUUUGAUUGGUUUUCCACAUGGAUCAUCAGUCCAAACCCUCAGAGCUGAAUGACAUUCCAUUGCUGGACUCAACCUUUUAACUGGAUUUUUCCUUGGACUAAGCUUUUAUUUUGAAGGUACUGGUUUAUCUGGAUGUUACUUUGUAUGUGGACUGGGAAGUCUCGGGGCAUUUUGACAUGAUUGUUGUAAGAGUUGGGGAGAAUAAACCAUCAGAUGUAACUGAUGAUUAUAAAGUUUCAAAACACUUCAGAUAACAUCCCAGAAACUUUCCAUGGGAAGGUAAGCUAAAGAAUUUGGGAAAAUUACCAAAAUUGGAAAUUUUCUAUGGUAAUUGUAGGAAAUUACCUGAAAAUCGGAGCUAAUUUAAACAAACUUAUCAUAUCCAAGCAAAAAUAUAUGUAUAUAUUUUGUCACAAGAGUUUGACAUGAAGUUUAUCACAAUAACACAUGUUAUGACAUAUGUUAAGGGCCAACCUUCAAUAAUUUAAUUCCAGGUUAUUCCUCUAAAUUCCUGUUAAUUCUCAUGGAAAAUUUCCAACUUGAAAAUGUACAGAAAAUUACUUCCUCUAGAAAUAAAACGACCACUGAGCGCACACAUUUUAUUGCGCCAAAUCAACAGCGGCUCAACUAUUUUAUUACAAACUUACAGAUUCAGGAAAGUCCUAAAAACUGUUUUGUUAAAAGAAGAAAAAGGUGAAUGAUUUAUUCUGAGGGCAUUUUGUCAGAGUUGGUGUGUGAAUUAUGUUGUUGUUGGCAGAACUUUCUUUAAAUCCUGUUUAUUUUAUUUUUUUGUAUCAGCUUCUGAAUGUUUUGAGCCGACGUUGGAUUUUAACGAAGUGAAGUCAGAGGAGUUCAGGAAGUGACCGAAGGAGUAAAACGGACAUGAAUAAGCAGGUUUUGGAGCCGAGAAAGAAAAGUGCUUUAAGUGUUUGCAGCAAAUAAUGUACAGUCCUGUUAUCUGUGUAUAAUCUUUCUGUAUGUAUACGGUUCAUCACAAAACCUCAACACCAUGUAGCUGUGUAUGAAAUAUCUAUGAAACUAAUCCGUAGCUGAAGGAUCUUUCCAACACACACAUACACACACCUGUUGGUAAAUGUGAACUAUAAGGCCACUAUUUUCAAACAAGUUUACUUGGUUCAUUAUGGGGACACCACUUUCUGCUUACUCUGCAGAUGUAGUAACCCUAUCAAAAAAGUCUACUUAGAGCCCUAUAUCGCAGAGCUAACUUAAAAAUUUGAAUACACACAACACAACCUAAAAUAUAAUGACCUGAAUGAAUGCAAACUGAUAAGGACACAGAUAAUUAGGUGAUAAGUCCCACCUACGACAUAAAGACACAUUUAUAGGGACUAAUAGGAUAUGUAAGGACAUUGUCUAUACUAUUCCAGAAAUGUCUGUAAUGAGUGCCAUAAUUACAUAAGAAACGGCUUAACAAAUACUGCAUUAGCAGUUAUGUUCAUUAAGCAGGCACAAAUGACAUAAGGACAAGAUAAACUUUAGAAAUAAAAUCACGAAAUGAACAGCAGUUACAUUAAAUUAAAGUUCUGUAAACACCAAACAAAGUAUUUAUUCAA